CGAAUUUGAAGCACAUUUCGCUCUUGGUUUACCUCUGUUUAUUAUCUCUGACUUCACUUUCCAACGACCAAGAAUGAAUCGUUCUUUUGACUUGAUUCCUUUCAUUGAAUCAUCUGAGCCGAUUCACACAACCAUUCCUGUAGGCAUCGAACUGAACAGUCCAAGUGGUGCUUCAAACAAACUGUUCGAAAGAAUCGAUUCUCCCGCUACUUAUACGUCAUCACAAUGGCCCGGAAUUUCCUCUUCGCCAGAUCUGGCGCAUGCGCACAUUGAAAAAGAAUGCGGACUUCGCAGCUCUCCCAAAAUUAAACUGUUUGAUGGCCAUAAUUCGAUAAAUCAUGUCGAAAGCAACAUCUCAGCCCGGUUCUUCGGGUGCCGCUGCCAACCUAGGACCUUCAUCGUCCUCCUCCUGCUCCUCACCCUCGGCAGGUGGCACGACGUCCCCCGCUAACGUGCUGCACGCACAGCCCGAGAAACCCCAGCACUACACGUAUCUGAAGGAGUUUAGGACGGAGCAGUGUCCCCUAUUCGUACAGCACAAGUGCACUCAGCACCGGCCCUUCACCUGCUUCCACUGGCAUUUCCUGAACCAGAGACGGCGGAGGCCGAUUCGCAGACGAGAUGGGACUUUUAAUUACAGCCCUGAUGUGUAUUGCGUUAAAUACGACGAGGGCGCAGGAAAUUGUCCUGAUGGAGAUGAGUGUCCGUUUUUGCACCGAACAGCCGGAGACACAGAGAGGCGGUAUCACCUCCGGUACUAUAAGACUGGCUCCUGUAUCCACGAGACCGAUGGGAAGGGCCACUGCAGUAAGAACGGCCCUCACUGUGCCUUUGCUCACGGCUCCCAUGACCUGCGUAGCCCUGUCUAUGACAUCAGAGAGGUUCAGGUAUUAGAAGCCCAAGCUGCAACUGGAUUGGUUGAGGGAACAUCUGGAGAAGGGCAGUCAGGAGUCGUGGCCAGCACUGCACUCAUAGAAAAGACCCUGAGUGAAGAUCCACGCUGGCAAGACAACAGUUUUGUGCUCUCGCACUACAAGACUGAGCUUUGCAAAAAACCUCCUCGGCUUUGCCGUCAGGGCUAUGCGUGUCCCUACUAUCACAACAGCAAAGACCGCAGACGGAGCCCUCAUAAGCACAAAUACAGAGCCCUGCCGUGUCCCUCGGUGAAGCACAGUGACGAGUGGGGAGACCCCAGCAAGUGUGAGAGCGGAGAAAGCUGCCAGUACUGUCACACGCGGACAGAACAGCAGUUCCACCCGGAGAUCUACAAAUCCACCAAAUGCAAUGACAUUCAGCAGAGUGGCAACUGUCCCAGAGGGCCGUUCUGCGCUUUUGCUCAUUUAGAAAAAGUAAGUGUCAGUGAUGAGCAGCUGGCCGCACAAUGCAGUUCACCUCUUGCAACUUCCUGCCCCAAUACCUUUGAAGACUUCUGCCAGAGUGGCCAGAGUGCCACCUCAGAGGAAGGGCUGCUGGGAAGGGUUCUGUUUGAGGAGUCCUCCAGUCUUGAUGCCUGUCUAGGAGGAGAGGGGGGUUAUGGGAAAGCCCCUGGGUUUGAGAGGGAAGACCAGGCCAAAUUUAGAAGUUUUUCAAUGGAACAUCGCAGCAGAGACAUUUCCUCCAUGCAAAACAAACAGGAUUUGUUGGUGUUUCUGCCUGUCGGCAGUCCUCUCAGUAUGUCCUCGAGUAUACCUUCCAGCCUGGCAGCCACCCCACCCAGCCCUGCACCCCCCGGCCUCUCUUCAGGCAUGAACGCCAACGCUCUUCCUUUCUACCCUACAAGUGACACAGUGGAGUCUGUAGUGGAAUCUGCCCUGGAUGAUCUGGACCUGAAUGACUUUGGAGUCUCAGCUCUUGAGAAAAGUCUGGAGAGUUCGGCUCUACCCAGCAUGGGCCUCAUGUUAGGAGGCAGUCAGUUACAGAGUUCAGCACCUGUCAACAUCCCUGGCUCCCUAAGUAGCCCAUCAUCUUUCAGAUCACCCUCACCUUCUCCACCAAUUAGAGCUCAUCAUUCGCCAUUCCUCUCAACGCAGUUGCCACAGCCCAACCAAUCAGAGAGCAGCUUUUUGGGGACCUCCCAUGGUUCUUUAGGUUUAAAUGGCAUGAACAGCAGUAUUUGGGAACAUUUUCCGACAGGCCAAAGCUCGCCAGGUACCCCCCCUGCCCUGCUCUCCACGGGGAGCAUGUUUGCCGAGGCAUCACGUCUCAAACAGGAAGUGGAGGAUGCACACAGGGUGCUGAAACACUGGGACCACAGCUGGAGACAGAUGGCUCAGUCAUUGGCCGUCUUAAAAGCAGACGCAGAGGAAGCUCGUCACGUGGUGGGGCAGCUGGGAAUGGAGGCGGAGCGAGCGCGGCAGGCUGAAGUGGAGGCGCAGCAGCAAGCAGCUGUCCUGGAGGAGGCGCUAGAGAGCUUACGGCACGCAGAAAACCCACAUUUACAGCUUCACCAGCUGCAGUUACUGCACAGACUUCCACUCAGCUCCAUCUGCAGCCUGCAUGCACAGAUCUGCUCCUGCUUACGCACCGUAGAACAGGCUGUGUUCAGGAAGCAGAGAUCGUAUUGUCUAUCUUGCGAUGAGAUGGGAUCGGUGACGUUACCAUGCCAACAUGGCCUUCACUGCGAACGAUGUGCAUCCUCGACAGAAUGCCCGCUGUGUACCGAACACCAGUAGAGCAUGAAUAUCCUACAGUCAUAAACUCUUGACGUAAUUCUAAUGCUAUAAUCCAGACACUAAAACAUAAACCCUGACCCCUCACAGGAUCUCAUUUGGAUAUUGCCGAAGUUCUCGGUUUAAAGCGGGGGUUAAAUGUAUCCCACAAAGCCCAAAUCUAAAAGAAAUGAAACCACCUCAGCCUUAUCUUGGCUAAAAGCUGAGACUUUAUUGAGAAAUAUGAUGCAUAUUGACCAUAUCAAGAAGACAUGCCAUGCCAUAUUCUUUACACUAGCAUGCAAUCAGUUCUAAACCUCCGUGGGACCAUUUUCUUCCUCAAAAGGUAAAAAAUAUGACAUACAUGAUCAGUUUGUGAUAUUUUCAUGUUUAUUGUGGGGACAAAACAUCACAUUUAUAAUAAUAUGACUAUGUCUCAUUGUAUUAAUAGUUGAGUUAGUGCAUACAUGAAACGAAUUGAGAGAUUAAGAAACCAUUUAAGGGACUAUCAUACCAAAUUCUAAUAUUCCCUAUAUGCUCUAUGUAGAAGCAUAACACAUACAACGCGUAUAUAGUAAGACAAUCCUUUUUUUUCUUUUUUACAUCUUUAAGUUGAAAUGUCCUUCCAAAACAUUCUGAAAUGUUUAAUGUUUACAGAAGAAAUGCAGUUUGUGUAUCUUCAGUGCAGCUUAAACGACUUUUACCAGACGGGAAGAUUUCAUAAUUAAUACAGAUUAGCAUAGUAGGUAGCUAUAUAGGAAAUUUACAAUUACUUUUGUAGGAUUUUUUUAAAGGAGAAAUUCCAGGGGACUGCUAUUUACAGCAAAAUGAAAAAAAAAAAAAGGUUUUGCAGCUUUUCAUUCUCAGGUUUUUUUUUUUUGUUUUUUUUUUAUCAUGGCAAACUGGAGGGCAAAAAGCAAGGCGGCGAACACUUUUUAUGUAAUUCCUAGAAUGUGCAUAUUUUAUUUAAUGCAUUGAUUGAAUUAAUAAGUUUACUAAACCAACAGCACGCUCCCAACUGCAGCUUUCUGUGAACACGUGGAGAACAUAAAUCAUGUGCACUGACAAGAGCAGUCAAGCUACAGCUGUCAAAAGAGGGCUUGACUUUCGAUUUAUUUGGGCGAUUUUAGUUGAAUUCAGUUUGAAGGCACAGUUAUAUGGGAUGCUCUACAGAUGACGUCCUUUGAAACAGAACUUCACUGUGAAUUCAGUAAUCAUAUGCUCAAGUUUUGUCCACAUACAGUGUCUCAGUCCGAUUUUGUAAAAGACAAUAAAUGUAUAUUUUUGGAUGAAAAUGUUUAUUUUUUUAAUAUCAUAAUUACACAUCAUUACAUUAAUUAAAAAAAAAGUUGGGCAUUAAA
Messenger RNA from Pimephales promelas (fathead minnow), 4009 nucleotides. It is a transcript of the gene unk, whose product is annotated as unk zinc finger. Gene Ontology annotation, molecular function: mRNA CDS binding; metal ion binding. NCBI's taxonomy places the organism in Eukaryota, Metazoa, Chordata, Actinopteri, Cypriniformes, Leuciscidae. Gene Ontology annotation, biological process: cell morphogenesis involved in neuron differentiation. The record is from RefSeq and is a predicted model, not a curated record.